GUCUCUUUAGUCAGCCUUAUAGCUAAUGCCCUGGGCUACUCGGAACUAGGUGCCAUAAAGUCCCUUAGGACCCUAAGAGCUUUGAGACCCUUAAGAGCCUUAUCACGAUUUGAAGGGAUGAGGGUGGUGGUGAAUGCCUUGGUGGGCGCCAUCCCCUCCAUCAUGAACGUGCUGCUGGUGUGUCUCAUCUUCUGGCUGAUUUUCAGCAUCAUGGGAGUUAACCUGUUUGCGGGAAAGUACCACUACUGUUUUAAUGAGACUUCCGAAAUCAGAUUCGAAAUAGAAGAUGUCAAUAAUAAAACUGAGUGUGAAAAGCUCAUGGAAGGCAACAAUACAGAGAUCAGAUGGAAGAAUGUGAAGAUCAAUUUUGACAACGUUGGGGCGGGCUAUCUGGCCCUUCUUCAAGUAGCAACCUUCAAAGGCUGGAUGGACAUCAUGUAUGCAGCUGUAGAUUCCCGAAAGCCCGACGAGCAACCUAAGUAUGAGGACAACAUCUACAUGUACAUCUACUUUGUCAUCUUCAUCAUCUUCGGCUCCUUCUUCACCCUGAACCUGUUCAUUGGUGUCAUCAUUGACAACUUCAAUCAACAAAAGAAAAAGUUUGGAGGUCAGGACAUCUUCAUGACUGAGGAACAGAAGAAGUACUACAAUGCCAUGAAAAAGCUGGGCUCAAAGAAGCCGCAGAAACCCAUUCCCCGCCCCUUGAACAAAAUCCAAGGUAUCGUCUUUGAUUUUGUUACUCAACAAGCCUUUGACAUUGUUAUCAUGAUGCUCAUCUGCCUUAACAUGGUGACAAUGAUGGUGGAGACAGAUACUCAGAGCAAGCAGAUGGAGAACAUCCUCUACUGGAUUAAUCUGGUCUUCGUCAUCUUCUUCACCUGUGAGUGUGUGCUCAAAAUGUUUGCCUUGCGGCACUACUACUUCACCAUCGGCUGGAACAUCUUUGACUUCGUGGUAGUCAUCCUCUCCAUUGUGGGAAUGUUCCUGGCUGAUAUAAUUGAAAAAUACUUUGUUUCCCCAACUUUAUUUCGAGUCAUCCGAUUGGCCCGUAUUGGGCGCAUCUUGCGUCUGAUCAAAGGCGCCAAAGGGAUUCGUACCCUGCUCUUUGCCUUAAUGAUGUCCUUGCCUGCCCUGUUCAACAUCGGCCUUCUGCUCUUCCUGGUCAUGUUCAUCUUCUCCAUUUUUGGGAUGUCUAAUUUUGCAUAUGUAAAGCACGAGGCUGGCAUUGAUGACAUGUUCAACUUUGAGACAUUUGGCAACAGCAUGAUCUGCCUGUUUCAGAUCACAACAUCAGCUGGCUGGGAUGGCCUGCUGCUGCCCAUCUUAAACCGUCCCCCUGACUGCAGUCUCGAAAAGGAACACCCAGGGAGUGGCUUUAAGGGAGACUGCGGGAACCCCUCAGUGGGCAUCUUCUUCUUUGUCAGCUAUAUCAUCAUUUCCUUCCUAAUCGUCGUCAACAUGUACAUUGCCAUCAUCUUAGAGAACUUCAGUGUAGCCACAGAGGAGAGUGCAGACCCUCUGAGCGAGGAUGACUUUGAGACCUUCUAUGAAAUCUGGGAGAAGUUUGACCCUGAUGCCACCCAAUUCAUUGAGUACUGUAAGCUGGCAGACUUUGCAGAUGCCUUGGAGCAUCCUCUGCGAGUGCCCAAGCCCAACACCAUUGAGCUCAUCGCCAUGGAUCUGCCCAUGGUGAGCGGGGAUCGCAUCCACUGCUUGGACAUCCUUUUUGCCUUCACCAAGCGGGUCCUGGGAGAUAGCGGGGAGUUGGACAUCCUGCGGCAGCAGAUGGAGGAAAGGUUCGUGGCAUCCAAUCCUUCCAAAGUGUCUUACGAGCCAAUCACGACCACGCUGCGGCGCAAGCAGGAGGAGGUGUCUGCAGUGGUCCUGCAGCGUGCCUACAGGGGACAUUUGGCAAGGCGGGGCUUCAUCUGCAAAAAGACAACUUCUAAUAAGCUGGAGAAUGGAGGCACGCACCGGGAGAAAAAAGAGAGCACCCCGUCUACAGCCUCCCUCCCAUCCUAUGACAGUGUGACUAAACCUGAAAAGGAGAAACAGCAACAGGAAGAGGAAGGAAGAAGGGAAAAAAAAAGACAAAAAGAGGUCAGAGAAUCCAAGUGUUAGAGGAGAGCAAAAAUUAAAUACCAUCCAGAUUUAGAACUUGCAAGUAAAAGAUUGUUUACAAACUUCCUGAAUAUUAUCAAUGCAGAACAGCUGUGGAGACACUCUAACCUGAAGAUCUAUACCAAACGUAGUCUGCUUACCAUGUAACACGGUUGCAUCUUGAGCAGUGACCUGCCAAGGGCAAAGGACCCUGCUCCCUGGACUCACCAGUUUUCUAAUGCUUGGGCAGGUGGUUACUGCAUGUUCCACAUCAGUCAAUGCAACUUAGGACAAAACCAACAGGAUACAAAAACAGAGGAGAGGCUGCCGGGACCAGCAUAUUUCCGUUGCAGCCAAAUGGAUUUUAUUUUUUCAUUUUGUUGAUUCUCAGAAGCAGAAAGCAUCACUUUAAAAGUUUGUUUGUUCAUGCAAACUAUAUUUGCAUUCUUACAUUAGUUAAGCUAAGCAGCAAAAAGAAACACACACACACACACACACACACACACACACUCACAUUUAGCCCAUGUCAUUUAAUUGUCAGUUUCUUUGACAUAAAUCGCAUCUUCUCCACAUGGGCUUCACGUGGUUUGGAGAUGGGUGGGGGAAAACAAUCAGGUUUCUUCAGGCUGAGGAGGACUUGCUCAGGCCAAUUCCAAACAUUGUGCUCGUUCAAUGCGUAGAAAUGAUUUGCAUGAUGGCAUGCCGUGAUCAGAAGUCAUGCAUGAGAUCCAUACACCACAGGACACUACUAAUCCUGUCCCCUGCACUGGGUCAGCCUCUGGACGGGACCCAGCCCUGCACCGUUCACUGUAUAUGGAGAAAAUGGUAAGAGUUCUAGACCGGCUGCAAUUCUUUAUGAGUUCUUAGAAGUCUUUCAUAUACCCUCUGGGUAGGGAAACAUGACCCACCAAUUGACCAACCACCACCAACAAAAAACAAACCCAAUCCAACAAGCAGAUGGAUCCGUUGUGUGUAUAUGUUUAACAGACACCUCUAACAUACAGCCAUUGUUGCACAUUUUGGAAGAUGAACUAUUUAAUGCUGCUCUGUGUCCAGUACAUGGGGAGACUUUGAUCCCAAAUGGGUUGUACUAUUAAUGUCACUGUAAAACCAAAUCUUAGGGCUAAAAAAAAAGUUCAUUUGUAUCUUGCAAUAUUUAUGAUGAUUGUUUAGCCUUCAUACUGGAGAACUGACACUUAUUUGGGGUAGAGAUAAAGUGCUAUUCAGAGUAGCAUGUUAUCUCUAGGGGGUAAUUUGGGAAACUUAAAACAACCUUUUGUUGGGGGUUUUGGGGUGCUCACUUCAUUUAGUAUCGUGUCCUUCUGCGUUGUGGCUUUCUUCAGGCUUGGGUCGAUGAGGAGAGGGCUUUAGGUAUUCUGAACUGGCCUCUCUCGUCUGUAGGGGGUUGUUGCAAGGUCACAAGCUCACACACUGCAUGAUUCCUCCUGCCUUCAUCACUUUUUCCACCCAACAGGGCUUCCCUUACCCACUGAAGUGGGUGAGGGCAGCAGCAUUGGGGUUAUGGCUGCAGUUUGUUUCGUUUAGAUUUUUCAGUUAGAAUGGUAGUCACUGGUGGGACCUGAGUAGAAAUGGAGCCGCCUCUGAACCAAGCCCACUUGGUUUCUUUACUGCACUGGUUUUCAUGAGAAAGCAAUUUAAUAUUCUUAGGAUGUUCCAGCUUCCCUCAGCGCAUUUCCUUCAGCCAGUUUUGCUGUCUGCUUAGCGACCAGCCCGUUGUCAUGGGGGGGUGGGGGUGGCUUCUGGGGAAGCAUCACAUCUUCCAUUCCAUCUCCUGCUUUAGGGAAGACAGUUUUAGUCCAGGGGUUUCUCAUCUGAUGACUAGAUUUCAAAGCCAAGAUGCUGCAGUUGAAUGCAUGAGGAAGGCAAUUCAAAAAGAGGAGAGACUUCAGCAUAUGAACCAAAUCAAAAUCAAUUCUCCCUGAACCCUGCAAUAGAGAGGGGAGGAAACCAACCCAUAAUCAGAGACACCAAUCUGCCUUGCAGUAGAAGUACUUUGGAUGAAACUUCACAGUCCACCUGACUAGUACUGCAUAGAACAAAUCACAGCCAGUCAGUAAGCAGAGCUUCCGCUCUUGUUGGACCAUUAGAAACUGUCCAGCUCUCUUCAGCCUGCUUCUGCAGCAUCACCAGUAGAUUUUUGUACUACACCCAAUGCCAGAUUGGGAAAGCAUUUCUUUGGGUGACCCUGCUAACUGCUAGGAUGAAUGUAUGGUCACAUGUACAGGCUACUUGUAAACAGCACAAAACAGAAGCUGAUGUGUGGUUAUUCUUUUUAAGAGAAUUAUAAAUACUGUAAUAUAUAAUUUUAUUUUAUUGGCAUGCCUUUUUGUAAAUAUAAAUUAUGAACUUAUUAAAUAGGAAAUGGCUUCUGGCUUAUGCCAUUGUCAUGUUUAUUUUUAUUUUUUAUACUUUUUUUUUCUUCUUAGAACUUAGAUGCUGUCAGCCAAUGUACAUCCCCAAACCAGACAGACAGACAAAAAAUUUUUUAUUGCUAAUGGUCUUUUCCAAAACAAUAAAAAAAAUAUAUUUUUGUUCCAAUGUGCAAUAAAUUCUAACCACUUCUAUGCAAGAUUUGGCUAAACGUAAUUGUUCUUAGGUCUUGAGAUGGGCAAGAGAGCUGUUAAGAUCCCACUAGGUACACCAAGUGCUCACGCUAGUGACGUCCUCAAGUUACGAGGGCAUGCUAAUGAGAUUUUUCUGAGACCUGACCUUUUUUCCUCUCCCAGCUCCCACUCCCAGCCCAGCAGGCUAUCUCCUCAGUGACACAUGGCCCUUGGUAUCCGACACCCGUCAGCCAGCUUCACAGGAAAGAAGCCACCUCCGCUGUAUUUGAAGUUUCACUUUUCUUUUAACUUUCCCCACUUUCUUAUCCCUCCCCCACUUAGCCCUCCAUCCGCUCGCUCACUCACUGUCUCACUCACCCAUCCUGCUAUCUUUGGUAGUAAAUGACACCAUCACCAGCAGUUUACACCCGCAGUUAACAGGCAUUGAACGGAAAGAUCAGUGACGAGGUUUUGUACAUCUUCACUGAGUGGGUAAGUGGCAACGCUUUGCCAGAUAUUAGCGAAGCCAAUCAAAAAGCAGCAGCAGCCACAGUAUCACUGCACAUAAUAUAUAUAUAGAGAUAUAUAAAUAUAAUAUAAAUAUUUAUUUUUUGUAGCCAGGUCCUUGGUGCAGUAUUUAUACUCCACAAUCCACCUUUUAAAAAAGGACAAAAAGACGUGUGAUGCUGUUAAUUUAAAUUGCAGAGCCAAAGCCACUGAGCAGCAGCUGACAUGGUUGCUGGUUUGUGUGUGAAAAACACUUUUCCCCCUCUUCUGUCCUUAACCUCCUUGUUGCUUAGAAUGAGGAGAUGCCGUAAUUUAAAGCAGAGGGUGAAAGCAGGAAAAACUUCCCAAGUCAACAUGACCUCUCACUUCUUCCCAAAUGAGCCAAUUUUGGCAUCAAAAGUUGACUGGGUAGAAAAACAAACAAACAAACAAAAACGGAAACUCCCAAAGUCCCUGGCGCAACAGUGCCCAGAGUUUUUCUUUUUCGCCGCAACCAGUGUAAACCUAUAAAAGACCCAUAGUAAAAAUCAGUGUAUUAGUGGAUGCAUGGAGGCCAGUGCUGCCCUGCGUGAGACAUGAUCAAAGUACAUCACUACUAUAAGCCAAAAGGAAACAAAAUAAAAACGACCCUUUUUACCGAACAAGGGAAGCCUGUCUUGGUGUGUGUUUGUUGCUUGACUAUCCCAAUUCUUGAGUCCUGGGAGGGGUUUGGGAAUUGGGACCUUAGCACACAUUUGGGUAAAGGAGGGGAAUAGGUGGGAGAGAAAUCAGAGAAUCUCUCGCAAAGUUCUGGCUGAGAAGUAGAGAUUGGAGAGAAAGCAAGGUCCUGACCCCCCCAUCCCCAACCACCCAUUGCAUGUAGCAUUCCCUCCCUAUCAGGCCAGUGCUCAGAGGCCCAUUACAACUCUUCCUCACCUAAAGCACCUGGCAGAGCCCCCAAAACGGCAUCAGCCAACCCAGCUGGACUGGCCUUAUUUCUGCUGUUUCCAUCAAUAUGUUAAGAAAAAAAAAUAACCCCAUGCCCUGAAGCAAGGGCAAGCACGAUGCCCAACAGCCUCCACUCUGCUAGCUAACGCCGGGCCCUGCCCUCCAUCGCCCCCCACAGGCAGACGAGCAGACUAGGGCUGGCUGGUCUCCUUCACAUUUGCAUAGGGGAGGGCAGCAGCCUCCCCUUCCUUCUCUCCCUGCUCCCUUUGGGGACAUCCCACUUCUAGGCCAUGUCUCCUGGUCCAGGAACACUCUCUCAGGAGGAUCUUGAAGUGCCCACUCUGGUCCGCUCCAGUAGCUCCACUCUGGAGAGAGAUGGCUGGUAGGUCAGUCCCCACCCUCCUGCUGUGGCCCCCAGCCUCCAGGCCUGCUAUGGAGGUGAGAUUGCCAUGGGUUAGGACUUUGUGACUUGAGUCCUGGGCAUCUUCUGUAAUGAUGCCUCUUUCUUUUCUCAGAUGUUGCCCAAAGUUUUGCAAAAAGCUUCGUUCAUUUUCAGGUACCCCCCACCCCCUAAAGAAUCGGCUGCGGCUUGCCAGCCGGGGGGACAUCAGGAGAGAAGAGGAAGUCUGGGUUGGGAGGGACCGAGGUUUGCACCAGAGUCUGUGUUGUUCAGCUCUGUGCUUCUUGGAUCCCCUUUCCAAGAUGACGAAGAUUUUCUCUGUUAAAACUCUCCUGAAGCACCCCCUGCCCUUGCCCCCACUGCUUUUGCUGUACAUAGAGGCUAAGUGGGGUGGGGUGGGCGGGUGUGCACGUGUGGUGUGUGUGUGUGAAGAAUGUAUAUAGGUAAAGGGGAGCGGGGUCCAGUGGUUCCAGAAAAGGGGCAGAACUCCUGUUCUAGCCCUAGUGUGACCGCUGGCUCGCUGUGUGGCCUUGGGCAAGUCACUUAGCCUCUCUGUGCCUCAGUUUCCCCAUCUGUAAAAUGGGGAUAAUAAUACUGACCUACCUCACAGGGGUGUUGUGAGGCUUUAACUAAAUGUUUUGUAAAGCGUUUCGAGAUACAGAGGCAAAGGCGCUAGGGAAGGGCAAAGUAUUAUUUGGACUUAAGGAAGAUGAAAUGGUACCAUAAAUGCUGCUAUUCUGAGAGCCAUUUUAAACUGCACUGCUCCAACCACCCCCGCUUCUCAUCACCAGGACAGCAGGUCGAGAAAAUGUCUUUCCUUUCACUUGCUUCUGGGGUUUGUGAUGAUUCUAGACACUUAAUUUCUUUCCCUUGCUGUAUCUCCUUCCCUCACCCCUUCAACUUGUUCCCUGUUCUGUUUAUGCGGAAAUGGCAGAAAUGCUUGAGAAAUGAGAAUGUAUAAGUGGAUUGGAAGUUUAUAGUCUGAAAUUUCAAUUUUACUUUGUACUGUACAUCUUUUUACUUUAGAAUUUGCAAUAAAGGGUUACGUCAAUCUUGUUUUCAACUCUCUUCUUGGAUUGGCCUGUCAUUCUGUCAUUGCUCACACCACAGGCCCUCGGCCCGGCUGGGCAGAGAGUCGACACGCUUCCCGCUUCCCUCGC
Messenger RNA from Tupaia belangeri chinensis (Chinese tree shrew), 7658 nucleotides. It is a transcript of the gene SCN8A, whose product is annotated as sodium voltage-gated channel alpha subunit 8. Gene Ontology annotation, biological process: membrane depolarization during action potential; sodium ion transmembrane transport; neuronal action potential. Gene Ontology annotation, cellular component: voltage-gated sodium channel complex; plasma membrane. The record is from RefSeq and is a predicted model, not a curated record. The transcript is spliced from 7 exons. The annotation marks the transcript as partial. Gene Ontology annotation, molecular function: protein binding; voltage-gated sodium channel activity. NCBI's taxonomy places the organism in Eukaryota, Metazoa, Chordata, Mammalia, Scandentia, Tupaiidae.